AUGAAGACUAUCGGCAUCAUCGGCGGCAGCACCGACAUCGCCACCGUCGAGUACUACAAAAUCAUCAACGCCACGGUGCGGGAGCAGCUCGGCGGCCUGCACACGGGUGAAAUCAUCAUCAACUCGAUGGACCUCGCGCGUAGCGCACACUACGUCCGCCACUCUCUUUGGGACGAAGGCGGCGCCUACCUCGCCACCAAGGCGCAGAGCCUCGAGCGCGCCGGCGCCGACUUCCUCCUCGUCGUGUCCAACACGUGGCACCGCGCGUCGCCCGUCUUCAUGGCCGGCGUGUCCAUACCGCUGCUGCACAUUGCGGACCCCACGGCGGCUGCGAUCCGCGCUCAGGGCCUGUCCAAGGUGAUCUUGCUCGGCACCAAGGCCACGAUGGGCACGCCGUACUGGGCGGAGGAGUUUAAGGCGCGCGGCGUUGUGGUGGUGGUGCCCAACGAGGCGGAGCAGACGCUGAUUGAUGAUGUGAUUUUUAACGAGCUUAGUUUCUGGCAGUUUAGGGACGAGUCGAGACAGCGGUACUUGGAGAUUGUUGAUCGGUUGGUGCGGGAAGAGGGCGCGCAAGGCGUCGUCUUGGGGUGUACCGAGAUUCCCCUGCUGGUGAGGCAGGAGGAUAGGCCUGGCGUGCCCAUGUUUGACACGCUGACGCUGCAUGCCAAGGCCGCAGCACUGAUGGCUGUCAAGGAGGAUGUAAAAGUGAAAUGA
Molecule: messenger RNA, 714 nt
Organism: Cordyceps militaris CM01
Lineage: Eukaryota; Fungi; Ascomycota; Sordariomycetes; Hypocreales; Cordycipitaceae
Product: aspartate racemase
Exons: 1
Coding region: 1-714 (237 amino acids)
Molecular function (GO): amino-acid racemase activity
Source: RefSeq, a predicted model, not a curated record